Messenger RNA from Larimichthys crocea (large yellow croaker), 1863 nucleotides. It is a transcript of the gene txlnbb, whose product is annotated as taxilin beta b. The coding region runs from base 123 to 1787 and encodes 554 amino acids. NCBI's taxonomy places the organism in Eukaryota, Metazoa, Chordata, Actinopteri, Sciaenidae. The transcript is spliced from 10 exons. Gene Ontology annotation, molecular function: syntaxin binding. The record is from RefSeq and is a predicted model, not a curated record.
UGGUUUAUUUUGAGGUGGUCUUAUCACAGCUGUUGUGUAUCUGUGGUGGCAGCCUGUCCAAGCCCCCCUCGACACUCUUCCUUUUCCCUCUCUGGCCCUUGGUCCCGUACUAGCUCAGAAUAAUGGAGGCAUGUCAGGAGAGCAGCCCUGCACCCACGGGUCUGGAGGAGUCUUCUCCGGCCGAGGGUCGGCACAUUGACCUGACAGAGGACCUGGCCCAGCAGCUGGAGGACAUCAUUAGCACCUACCAGGCUGCCGAGAUUCCCGCUGAGCCAGAGGACGCCGAGGAGGUCACAGCCGUCAAAGAGUCGGACGCCCGCAAGGACCAGAAACUGGAGAAGAAGAUGCUCAAAAAUCUAGGUAAAGAAGCCAUGCUGCUCAUGCAAAGUCUGAACAAACUGCACACUCCAGAACAGAAACUGGAAGCCAUCAUCAAGAAGCACGCCGAGCUGCUGGAGGAGCAUCGGAGCGAUCAGAAGCAGCUGAAGGUUCUGCAGAAGAAGCUGCUCCAAGUGAUGAAGGAGAAGGACCAGCUGCAGAGCGAGCACAGCCGGGCCGUGCUGGCUCGCAGUAAACUGGAGGGGCUCUGCCGAGAGCUGCAGAGGCACAACAAGACCUUAAAGGAAGAGACCCUGCAGAGGUGCAGAGAGGACGACCUGAAGAGGAAAGAGAUCACCACCCACUUCCAGGGGACGCUGAGCGACAUCCAGGCCCAGAUCGAGGAGCACAGCACCCGCAACACCAAGCUGUGCCAGGAGAACAGCGCGCUGGCCGAGAAACUGAAGGGACUCAUCACGCAAUACGACCAGCGAGAGGCGAACCUGGAAAAGGUCUUCAAACACAGAGACCUGAAAGAAAAGCUGCUGGACACCAAACUCACGCAGGCGAACAUGUUGCUGAAGGAGGCCGAGGAGAAGCACAAGCUGGAAAAGGAGCUUAUGCUAAAACAGGCGGUCGAGUAUAAAUUGCAAGUGAAGGUCAUGAAGGAGCAAGAAAUCGAUAUGAAGACUCAGCUCGAUAUGUACUCCAAGAAGUUUGACGAGUUCCAGGGCACGGUAUCAAAGAGUAACACCGUCUACAGCGGCUUCAAACAGGACAUGGACAAAAUGGCAAAGAAGAUGAAAAAGCUGGAGAAAGAGUGCCAGUCAUGGAAGAGUCGCUUUGAUGGCUGCAACAAGAGUCUCAUUGACAUGGUGGCAGAUAAAGCAAUCAAGGAGAAGGAGUUUGAGCUCGUCACCGUCAAGAACCAGAAGCUUGAGAAUCUGUGCAGGGCCUUGCAAGAGGAGAGGAAGAAAUCUUAUGAGAAGGUUCAGGGUGCUGGAGGUCAACCAGACGACAACAUGAGCAAGCCGACGGAGAAGGAGAGCACCAAGGUGGUGGAGACGCCCAAAGAGCCUCAAGAGGAUCAGACUACCGCUGCCCCGGCUGCCCCGGCUUCCUCGGCUGCCCCGGCUGCCCCGGCUGCUCCGGCUUCCUCGGCUGCCCCGGCUGCUCCAGUUGCCCCGGCUGCCCCGGCUGCAGCAGUGCCGACACUCGAAUCUCCACUGACCAAGGAACUGGCUAAACUGAAGUCAGAGCAGGCCCGUCUGAAGGAGAUCGCCAGUUCUUUCACGAUCUCUCACAUCAUACCCACAGAAACGGGCGACAGCCAAUCACAAGAACUCUCUGAAGGAGUCCAGGAGCCCAAGGAGAACCACAUAGAGGAGAGCAACGGCGAACAACUCCGGGAAGUCGAGAAGGACGAAUUCCAAGAACAGAGAGAUCUGGAAAUGGAGUCAGUUGAUUAAUGCUGCCACUUCUGUGGAAAAAUAUAUAUAUCUGGUUCAUGUGAGCUUCAUAGCAAUAAAAAGGAAAAAAUGCUGG